This is a messenger RNA of Eucalyptus grandis, 1383 nucleotides long. RefSeq names its product putative disease resistance RPP13-like protein 1. Gene Ontology annotation, molecular function: ADP binding. NCBI's taxonomy places the organism in Eukaryota, Viridiplantae, Streptophyta, Magnoliopsida, Myrtales, Myrtaceae. The coding region runs from base 379 to 1383 and encodes 334 amino acids. The transcript has 3 exons. The record is from RefSeq and is a predicted model, not a curated record.
CUAGUCGUAGCUCCGUCGAUAUUAUCUUCUAUCGUUGCAAGCGGUGGCCACCCAUUGCCGUAGCAGAGUUCACACGCAUACACCGUGAAUUGUCGAACCUAGCGCUCGUCCCCCCUGCUCAGCAGUGUUCUCUUCCUUCUCGUCCAAACCUGGCGCUCGUCCUUGCUGGAUUGCUGUUGUUGAUCUAAUCUUGUUCACCGGUCAGCUCCAGAAAGUCUACUCGGAAUAGCGACCACGCAUUCCCGUAGCUGAAUACGCACGCGUACAGAGUGAACUGCCAAGCCUAGCGCUCGUGCUUGCUGGAUUGCUGUUGUGGAUCUAAUCCCGUUCGCCUGGUCAGCUCCAGGAAGUCUACUUGGAAUAGUAACUGAUUCGCCAAUGGCCAUUGGAGAGAUCGUUUUGGGUUCCUUUUUGGCUUCAUUCUUUCAGGCCCUAUUCGACAAGUUGACUUCGUCCACAUUAAGUUGUGCACAACGAGAUGGAAUCAACACCGUCUCACUUGAGGAGUGGAAGGAUAUGCUGGUAACAAUCAAUGCAGUGUUGGCUGAUGCAGAGAACAAGCAACUUAGUGGUAACCAUCAAGUGAAGCUAUGGCUAGAUAGGGUAAAGGACUUGGCCUAUGACAUGGAAGACUUGCUCGAUGGGUUUGCGAUAAAAGCUGCUCAUAUUGAGUUACAGGUAGAAUCUAGCACAAGUAGAAGUUUGCAAAAAUUGAAGUCCCUUUUCUUAGGCCAACAACACUCGCUCGUGUCUAAAACCAAGAUACAAGAGAUCAAUUGCAGGUUGGUAACGAUUGUCACUGGAAAGGCUAAUCUAAGCUUGAGAGAGAAUGUUAUGGACAUAUCCAACUUCACCAGUAAAAGGGAUCCAACCACUUCUCUACCUGAGUCACAAUUUUUUGGUAGGGAGGAGGAAGAAGCACAAAUACUUGAACUAUUGAUAAAUGAUGUGCAAAAUUCUGAUGCCAUGCUGAGAAUAAUCCCCAUAGUUGGGAUGGGCGGUAUUGGAAAGACGGCCUUGGCUCAGCGGCUAUAUAAUGAUGCGGGAGUGAAUAGAUGUUUCGAUAGGAAAGCAUGGGUUUGUGUUUCGGAUGUUUUUGAUGUUUUUGACAUAACCAAGAAUAUUUUCCACUCAAUCACCGGGUUGUCAUGGCAGGACAAAGAUCUUAAUGGGCUUCAAGUUAAGUUGAGGGACAAUCUAUCUGGGAAGAAGUUUCUUGUGGUUUUAGACGAUAUCUGGAAUGACAAGUACGAAAGGUGGACUGCCAUCUUGAAGCCAUUUGAAGCGGGGCUAGGGAAGCAAGAUCAUUAUCACGACUCGCAACCGUGCUAUUGCUUCCAUAACAAAAACGUUGCCGUAUUGUUUGCCGGGAUUGUCCCUUGA